CAGUUUUUACGUGCAUUAUUUGACAGUUCCAUGUAUAGAAUCGAAAGAAACCGGUAUUCAGUAAAGAUUUACAUGAAGAACAUUGAAAAUCGACUUUGAUGAUUAAAUUCCUUCAAAUCAACAUGAUCUCAAUGUUAACUGUAAUGGCCUUUUUGUAGUGAUGAUUUAGUUAUAAUUAAAUAAUGUAAUGAAUUUUUAAGUUUCAAAGUAAAAAAUAUGCCAGUCACCGGAAGAUACGGACCUCUUGUUGGUGCAAUUGAUGAAGGAACAUCGAGCGCUCGAUUUUUGGUUUUUGCUGCUAAAACCUCUGAAGUGUUGACUUACCACCAAAUUCCCGUACCAACAUACUGUCCAAAAGAAGGAUGGGUCGAACAAGAUCCCGAAGAAAUUUUACAAAAUGUGAUACAAUGUAUUCAUUGUACAGUAGAUAAUUUAAGGAAACUUGAUAUUGAUGCAAGUGAUAUUGUAACGAUUGGUCUUACAAAUCAACGAGAAACUACAAUUGUUUGGGAUUCUCAAACAGGAAAACCACUUCAUAAUGCUAUAGUUUGGAUGGAUGUUAGAACAGCAUCGACCGUUGAUAAACUACUAGCCAAGAAAAAGAAACGCAAAAAUUACUUAAAACCACUUUGUGGACUGCCAAUUAGCACGUAUUUUAGCGCCUUGAAAUUACGAUGGCUAUUGGAUAAUGUUCCAGAAGUACAAAAAGCUGUGAAAGAAAAACGAUGUAUGUUUGGAACAGUUGAUACAUGGUUAAUUUGGAACUUAACAGGUGGCGUUAAUGGUGGCCUCUAUAUGACUGAUGUAACAAACGCUUCACGAACAAUGCUCAUGAAUAUUGAGACAUUAAAGUGGGAUCCACAAUUAUGCUCAUUUUUUGAUAUUCCUAUUGAUAUCUUGCCAGAAAUUCGUAGUUGUUCAGAAAUUUAUGGGUACUUAACUGAAACAUGUUUACAAGGUCUACCAAUAUCCGGGUGCUUAGGUGAUCAGCAAUCGGCGUUGGUAGGCCAAAUGUGUUUUCAUAUGGGUCAGGCAAAAAGUACUUAUGGAACUGGUUGUUUCUUAUUGUAUAAUACAGGAACUGCUGCCAUACAAUCAAUGCAUGGACUCUUAACUACUGUCGCUUAUAAAUUGGGAAAAGAUGCCGCACCAGCUUACGCAUUAGAAGGAUCUGUUGCAAUUGCAGGAGCGGCAAUGAAUUGGUUACGUGAUAAUUUGCAAAUAAUUAAAGACGUCCAAGAUUCAAAAGCAAUGGCUGAAUCUGUUUCAUGCACAGGUGAAGUGUAUUUUGUACCAGCCUUUUCUGGUUUAUAUGCACCUUAUUGGCGAAAAGAUGCCCGAAGUGUAGUGUGCGGAUUAACAGAAGAAACUAAACCAGGACAUAUAAUACGUGCCACUCUUGAAGCAGUAUGUUUUCAAAUUCGUGAUAUUUUAGAAGCGAUGACCUUAGAUUGUGGUUACCCUUUAACGAAACUAUUAGUAGAUGGUGGAAUGACAGCAAAUAGUCUUUUAAUGCAAUUACAAGCUGAUUUAUGUGGUAUCCCGGUAGUACGUCCAUUGAUGGCUGAAUCCAGUGCGUUAGGUGCCGCUAUGGCAGCGGGAAAUGCCGAAGGUAUAAAUGUUUGGGACAUCGAUACAAAUAUUCCCGUUAUCAGUGACACAUUUGAACCUUCAAUUUCAGAUGAUUCUCGCGAUAUUCGAUACUCUCGAUGGAAAAUGGCAAUUGCACGUAGUUUAGAUUGGACUGAAAGCGAUGAACCGCCAGAUGACGAAGAUGAAAAACGACUGAGGAAAGUUAGUGCAUCAUUACCAGGGAGUAUUUAUAUUUCAACUAGUCUUAUGUUACUGCUGGUGUCAUAUAGUUUAUACAAGAAGUAAAUAACGAAUUUUAAUUAGUUAUUAUUCAUUUUUAUUUAUUU
Messenger RNA from Chrysoperla carnea, 1919 nucleotides. Its product is annotated as glycerol kinase-like. Bases 217 to 1878 code for a protein of 553 amino acids. The transcript is spliced from 8 exons. Gene Ontology annotation, molecular function: glycerol kinase activity. The record is from RefSeq and is a predicted model, not a curated record. Gene Ontology annotation, biological process: glycerol-3-phosphate biosynthetic process; glycerol metabolic process; triglyceride metabolic process. NCBI's taxonomy places the organism in Eukaryota, Metazoa, Arthropoda, Insecta, Neuroptera, Chrysopidae. Gene Ontology annotation, cellular component: mitochondrion.